UAUCCUAGCGUUGCCAGCCGAGGCCGAGACGCAUUUCUCCCUCGUGUCUCGCCGAUGUUGGAGCCCCGCUGUGCUUCCUCCUCCUUUCCCGCGCGUCCUUCGCAGCCCCGUCCCGACCUUCGGCCUGGCGAAAGCAGCGCGACGAUACACGCGGUCGCAUUCCACCGUGCUCUCUCUCUCUCUCUCUCUCUCUCUCUCGGCCGAGCGCAAUUCCCGUUAUCGAAGGAAACAGCCUGCCGUUUGUCCGGUCGUUGCUCAACCGCCUGCCUACCUGCUCUACCUCACGUCCCUCCUCCUAUUCAUCCGGCGGCCGAGUUUCUUCUCCUUCGGCCGAGCCUGUCCUCUCACGUCAUCUCGUCUCCUCGUCCCUCGGCCGCGUUUUCCCCGGGUCUUAUCUGGAGCAGCGGCCCUGAACGAUAAGAGCGACAGUGUCAGGGUCAGUGUGCGAGUGGGGCAAACGGGAGAAACGCGGCGGCGUGAAGCGAAGAGAGUGCGGUGCGGUGCAGUGCGGGCGGAAAGAGGGUGGCACUCGUCUGUUGUGCGUCGUCCCAUUGCCAUCUGUCUCCAGCGAGGGUCUCGAGUUGUCGCUUGUGUUGUCGUCCCGGACGAUCAUGUCCCUCAUCGUCGACUGCUUCCGCCGCCUGACGGACUCGCCGUGCAAAAACGAGCUCAGAGGCUACAAAGUGACGGAUGUAAGUCGCUCGCGAAAGUUCGGCAUCGCCUGUCGGAGCCUACACGACCUCAAGCGAAAGGCCUGCACGAAGCUGAACAUCCCUAACGACCCGGCGGAAGUGAAUGUUUUUCUCGUGGACGGCUCGCUGAUCGACGAGGAAUACUUCCAUACGCUGGAACCGCAGUCCAUGCUGAUCCUGCAGAAGCCGGGAGAGAAGAUGUUAUCCGACGCAGACAUCCUGUACGAUGCGCUGAGACGCGUGAACAUCGAUUUCCUCGUCGCCGGCGACAGAGUGGCACAAUUCCUGACGGAAAAUCUCAAGGCGAAAGUCGCCGUGUUGAACAGCGUGUUGAACAAGGACGACUCCAAGACGGCGUUCAGCACGAGGGACGAGCACCCUGAGUGGUUCACAGGUUUGGAGACCAAUUACACGACUAAGAGCAAGGAAGCGUACAUGCACCGCAGGUGUCAAGACAGGAUACGGGGUUACCUCUACAAGACGAUCGAGCAGAUCAAAUGCUCAGACGUGUAUAUGAACAAUCACAAGGCGCGACAGCAGCUGCUGCACGCGAUCGCCUUCUUCAAGGUCCAGCUGAAGGAGGAUCAUUAUUUCGGUUACUACUUCGACCGGAGCAGAGCCAAGACUGAGUCUGACGGCGACGGUAGCGACGAGACCGACGCCAGUCUGUGUUACGAGCAUUGUCCUUGCAAACUCGCCGGCAUCGACAAUGAGAGGUACCUCCAGUCGCCCGUCGAUUCGGCCAAAAUCGAAGAUGAGACGGACGCGAGGCAGCUGAAUCAGUCUGCGAAGAAAGGGACGAAGGACGAGCAACCGGAGAGUUGCCCGUAUUGCGUUAAAUCGCGAGGCAGGAACGAGCAGACGGCCAUUUGCGACAACAAGGGUGAAUUUCGGUGCGAAGGCCGCUGGAACAUGGACGACUGCGCCUACGGCGAUAGACACAAGAUCAAUCCGUACAGAUCCAAGGAGGAAUUCGUUCUGUUCUCCACGUGGAACUUGGAUCACAAGAUCGAAAGGUCAAGAACGCUCGUGCCCAAGUUACUGCAAAUCUCGCUGCAGGACAUAAUCAACGAGCAGGACAUCUACGACUGUUACGACAAUCUGUUCACCGUGAAGAACUUGAAACUAGUCCACAUCGUGUGCCACGAUAAGGGCUUGCACAAAUAAGCGGCGGGAAAAGCAACAGACAAGGGAUGAAAGCGAGAGAUGCCAAAGAGUAAUCGUAAACGUGUAUCGAGAUACGUAAUACGUAGAGCGACUCCUCAUACACACACACACACACACACACAGAGAUCUUUGCGAACAAGUAAAGUUUAAGCGCUGUUGAUAGAGAAUAGAUCUAGCGAUUAUUAAUGUUACAGUCGGGUGUACUUCCGUUGCGGCAUACGAAACAUUAAGCAAUAAUGUUAGCGGCGAGACUUUCGUCGAAGCUUCAACCGAUACGCAACUUUACGUCGAUCUCGCUCAAGGUAGAACGAUCAGUUUCUCGAGGGCGAAUAAUUCUGGACACGCUAGUCGAGAGAGAAGAAGGAAAACUCGACAUUUACAUUCCGUUCAUAUUAUUUCGCGCGACGCGAGAGGAAUUGUCUAAGCAGAGAGAGAGAGAGAGAGAGAGAGAGAGAGUCGCAAGUCUGUGAUUGCGCUCAGUCUGAAAGAUCGCUCGACGAGCAAUUCGAUUUCGAUUUUGGAAGAACAUCCGAGGAUGCACGCAUAUUUACGCGAGAGUUUCUGGCGUGGACGUCGCGCCG
Molecule: messenger RNA, 2440 nt
Organism: Harpegnathos saltator (Jerdon's jumping ant)
Lineage: Eukaryota; Metazoa; Arthropoda; Insecta; Hymenoptera; Formicidae
Gene: Drep4
Product: DNA fragmentation factor-related protein 4
Exons: 7
Coding region: 612-1859 (415 amino acids)
Biological process (GO): apoptotic process; apoptotic DNA fragmentation
Cellular component (GO): nucleus; cytoplasm
Molecular function (GO): DNA endonuclease activity
Source: RefSeq, a predicted model, not a curated record